Messenger RNA from Nicotiana tabacum (common tobacco), 3021 nucleotides. The record is from RefSeq and is a predicted model, not a curated record. NCBI's taxonomy places the organism in Eukaryota, Viridiplantae, Streptophyta, Magnoliopsida, Solanales, Solanaceae.
GGGUUAAACCCUGGUUACUGAUUAAGUGGGCUAAGAGCUGUUUUCUCGGACUCGGGCUUAAGGAAGAAACAAUGAGGAAAAAUUCCGGCGACUCCAUCGUCGACGUGAACUGUUCUAAUGGUACAGUAAAUGACAGAGUGGUUCAACUGUGACGAUCCACUUAUAUUCGGGAAAUAACUUUUAGGUGAAGUUGUUCCUGUACUCUAAAACCAGGUUCUACUUUAUGGUUUCUGAAAAAAUUCAAUCUUUUCAACGUGAAUUAUAGUUUGUUCUAACACUGAGUUAGUACGAUGUUUUUCUCUUCUUGUUUAUUUGGGAAUGCUUAAUUUCUGCUUUUUUUGCUACAUUAAAGGGUUGGAAUUUUCAAUAGGAGCAAAAAUGUUACAAACCCAACGCUCUCAAGCAACUGUUCUUGUCUCCAAACUGCUGAAAAUCCCACCACUCAAAGCUCUCACACUCUUCAAAUCCUCAACAGAACUAGGCUUCCAACAAACUCACCAAUCCUUUGCCAUUAUCCUAGACCAGCUUCUCUCAUGCAACGCGCUCUCACGCGCUCAAUCUCUCAUCUUACAGUUAGUUUCUGGUAAAAUCACUUCACCCCAUUUCACUGUUUCUUCCUUGCUUCACCAUUUGACACAUUCCCAGUUCUUGAAUUCUACUCAUUUAUAUGAAAUAAUCAUUAAUGCCCAUGUUCAAUCUCAAUUAGUAGAUAAAGCUUUGAUCUUUUUUAAUCAAAUGAUUGAUAAAAGACUUGUACCUACAUCAAAUACUUUUAAUACUAUACUUUCUUGUCUUAUAAAAAAUAGAUCUUUUGAAAAGGGUUGGUCUAUUUUUGAAGAAUCAAUUGGAAAGGAGUUCUUGGAUAUGCAUAGUUUUGGGAUAGUGAUAAAGGGUUGCUGUGAAAAUGGUGACUUGAAUGGUGCCUUUGAGGCCUUAGCCAAAUUGAAAGACUUGGGUUGGCACCCGAAUGUUGUAAUAUAUACAACUAUGAUUGAUGGAUGUUUUAAGCACGGUAAUGCUGGACGAGCAAAGGAGUUGUUUAGUAUAAUGUCAGCUGAGGGUAUCGUUCCUAAUCAGUACACUUAUUCUGUUUUGCUUAGUGGUUUCUUUAGGCAAGGACUUAAAACCGAUGGCUUUGAGCUUUAUGAGAAGAUGAAGCUUGAGGGAGUAUUUCCUGAUAUAUAUACUUAUAACUCUCUUAUUAAUGUGUAUUGCAGCGAUGGAAAAGUUAACAAAGCAUUUGGAUUAUUUGAUGAAAUGCAUCGUAAUGGUGUAGUGUGCAAUAUUGUAACUUACAACACUUUGAUUAGAGGGUUAUGUCAAGAGAAGAGGGUAUCAGAAGCUGAGAAAUUAUUGGAACGAUUAAAGCAGGCUGGUUUGCACCCUAAUUUGAUCACAUACAACACUCUAAUAGAUGGGUAUUGCCGCGCUGGAAAGCUUGAGAAAGGAUUAGCUUUGUUCAAUCAGAUAAAGUCCUGUGGAUUAACACCUACUUCAAUCACAUAUAAUACUUUAAUUGCGGGUUUCUCUAGAGCUGGAAAUCCAUCAAGGGUUGUUGACUUUGUUCGUGAGAUGGAGGAAAGAGGCAUAUUUCCUUCAAAAGUCACAUACACAAUUCUAAUUGAUGCAUUUGCUCGAUCGAAAGACAUGGAAAAAGCACUCGAGGUAUUCUCGCGUAUGCAUAAAGCUGGUUUGAGUGUAGACCUUUGUACAUUUGGUGCCUUGAUACAUGGAUGGUGUAGUCAAGGGAAUAUGAAGGAAGCAUUGAAGUUGUUCCGAUCAAUGGCUGAACAUCAUCUGGAGCCUAAUGAUGUAAUAUACAAUAUGAUAAUAUUUGGAUACUGUAAAGAGGGCAGUUCCUAUAAAGCGUUGAGGCUGCUUAAAGAAAUGGUUGAGAAUGGAAUGGUUCCAAAUGGAGCAAGCUAUUGCUUGACAAUUGAAGUUCUUUGUAAUGAUGGGAAGUGGAAAGAGGCCAAAGUUCUUGCCAAUGGCAUGAUUAAAUUUGGUCUAAGGCCCUCGGUAUCAUCAUGUGAUCUGAUUCAAAAGGCAAUUGACAUGACAACUUAAGUAUAUUGUGAUGGCGGUCCCUUAAUUAUUUGCACAGAAUGAUCAAUGGGGAAAAACAUUAACUGGAAAACUGGUGAAGCCUAAAAUAUUUUAGAGUGCCUUGUACUCAGUAUCAUGGUAAGCUUGACUGCCACUAACACCUUUUGGUAUUGAACGGUGGGUGUUUAUUGCAGUUUCAUGUCGUUGGUUUAUAUGUUAUGUCCUAGUGUAUCUAGUGAAUUAUGUGACCGUUCUCUUGUUCCAUGUUAAUGUAGUUCAUGUUAUUUAUUUUGCAGUGUUGCCCUUCUGAAAGAUUAUGCAGACCACUUAAUCACAAGCUUCCGCUGAUUCUUGACAGAAAAGAAAAGUGGAGGCUUUCUUAAACAAGUUUGUAAAUAAUUUGGAUAUUAUACUUACUACAGAAGUCUCGUCAACAUCGGAAUUCGGUAACAGCUGCAUGCUACUUUUACUUUUAUCAUAUGAGGAACAUAAAUGUAGAUAAAUCUUCUGCCUUCUUUGGAGGUAGUGAGAGACAAGGUUAAAGCCUUUUUAACAAUUCCCAGGGUUAUGGCUGCUGCUGCUGCUGGUACUCCGAAUAAAUAUGUGUGUGCGUGUGUGUGUGUGUGAAAAGCGGGAAACUAAAAUUCAAAAUCAACCACCCUUUCACUGUUUAAGGAGAAGCAUCUCCUCCUGGUAACCAUCACUUUACUGAAGGAUCAAUACUUGAGUAAUAGGAAAAGAAUCAAUAUUGUAAUUGUAAGCAUUGUCAUUCUAGAUUGCUGCAGUUUUUGCUGUGGACGUUUCCGUAGUAGGAUGAGCAAAAGUUUUUUGAAUGUAAUUUGUUGGUGUUGAUCUGAAUAUUGUGUCGACAAUUUCCAUUAAGCAGAGCUAUUAGUAUUUGAAUAUUUUGCACAACCCCUGAAUUCUGUCACCAAAGAUACUAGUUAAUGAUGCAAUUCAGUUUUGCUGAUGUAA